Molecule: messenger RNA, 654 nt
Organism: Pieris macdunnoughi
Lineage: Eukaryota; Metazoa; Arthropoda; Insecta; Lepidoptera; Pieridae
Source: the annotation of a GenBank genome assembly
AUGGGGGGUUUGGGCAAAUCUCCACUUGCGGGGUUAGCAGCGCUCGGUCUCGGUGGAUUGGCUCCAGGAAACGCCGGUGGUUUAAACCCAGCAGCAUUAGCAGCUCUAGCGGGAUCGCAGCUACGCACGUCCAACCAGGGUCGUAAUCAGCCCGCGACUAAUCAGCAAUCUCAUGAAAUGACCGUGCCAAAUGAGCUUAUCGGCUGUAUUAUUGGAAAGGGUGGCACCAAAAUCGCUGAAAUUCGUCAAAUAUCCGGAGCAAUGAUCAGGAUAUCCAACUGUGAAGAGCGCGAGGGUGGCAGCACUGAUCGUACAAUUACCAUAACUGGCAACCCUGACUCAGUGGCGCUAGCGCAAUAUCUCAUCAAUAUGAGUGUGGAGCUGCAGAAGGCGAAUCUCGAGGGUGGGUCGAGUUCGAGCGGGUCCGCUAGCCCUCUGGCCUCGGCCAUCCCGCUCGCGCAACUGCUAAGCAAGAGCGGGGCGCUGGGCGCCCUCAGCUCCCUUUCGGCGCUCGGCGGGCUCACGGACCUGCUGGCCGGCGGACCCGCGCCCGUGCAGACCACCGGCGUGCAUCGCUCGCACAAGUUCAACCGCAGGCAGGACGACGAACCCGCAAAGACCUCCAAAGAGCGCAACAAAUACAGCCCCUACUAA